Messenger RNA from Amphimedon queenslandica, 1863 nucleotides. RefSeq names its product scavenger receptor cysteine-rich domain superfamily protein-like. The transcript has 12 exons. Gene Ontology annotation, cellular component: membrane. The record is from RefSeq and is a predicted model, not a curated record. The coding region runs from base 13 to 1848 and encodes 611 amino acids. NCBI's taxonomy places the organism in Eukaryota, Metazoa, Porifera, Demospongiae, Haplosclerida, Niphatidae.
CAGGUACUGAAGAUGGUAAAGGUUGCAGCUAUUGCCCUUUUUUGUCUCUCUCUCUUCCUUUUUGCUGAUGCUCAAUCAUGCACACAAAACCAAACUCGUCUUUUCAGUGGAUCCUCCUCUAGUAAUGGAGUCCUUCAGGUUUGCAACUCAAGCAGAGUAUGGACUGAUGUCUGUGAUUACUACUGGAACAACAAUGCUCAUUCUGUUGUAGUUUGCAAGCAAUUAGGAUUCACUAGUCCAACUCCUAUAACUGUAUUUAAUGCUGGCCCUGCAUCAACUGGAAAAUUUACAUAUGUGAGCACAUCGAGCUACUGCAGCAUCAGCAGCAGUGUGAUAACUAGCUGUCUGAGUACUUCUUCAUGGCUGCUUCAGUAUAGUUCAUGCUGCUCUAUCUCCAGAGACACUGUUUACAUUGACUGUAAUCCUGAUACUGCCAAUGCUUCUGUUGGUCAAGCCAGACUUUACAAUGUCAGAAAUAAACAUGAAUCAACUGAAGGGAUGCUUCAAAUAGGUGAUGCAGGCAGAAAUUGGACGGCAGUCUGUGAUUACGGAUGGAGUUGCAAUCAUGCAGUGACUGCAUGCAAACAGCUAGGAUACAGCAAUCCAAGCCCAAACUAUAGAGUUAAUGCAGGACCUUGGAUAAAGUUUGGAUAUGGUCCAUAUUCUUACUGUUCAUCUUCAGCCACAAACUUGAACUCUUGUUCUUCAUACUCCUCCAGUUAUAGGACAAACCCAAGUUAUUGUGAUACAAACAGAGAUACUGUUUACUUAAAGUGCAAUGUCCAACUAACCUGUUCACCUAAUUACUCAGUUCGUCUUGUUGGAGGCAAGGACUCAUCUGAAGGAAGGGUUGAAGUGUGUUACAAUGGAAUCUGGCAUGCUCUCUGUGGCACCUAUAUUGAUCAAUAUUUUGCCAGUGUGGUUUGUAACCAGCUUGGUUUUACCAUUAGCAACUUUUCUACAACUAUUGCUGAUGGUCGCUAUGGCUAUGGCAAUACUUCUAGUUACUUCCCUGGCAGUAUCUAUUGCUUCAGGUUGAGAAACAAUAUUAGUAGCUGCUACUAUUAUGGGAGCUUCUCCUCUAGCAAGUGUAUGACUCAAUGCAGCUCAUACUAUAUUGGCAUAAAGUGCAUUUCUUCUGGUGAUAAUUGCAAUGAAGGUGAGGUUCGUCUGGUCAAUGGCACAGAGGAGAGAGAGGGACGUCUUGAAGUCUGUGCUAAUGGAGUGUGGGGGACAGUCUGUUCCUACAGCUUUACUCGUGCUGCAGCUUAUAUAGCCUGCAAGCAGCUUGGCUACAAUGACUCUAAUGAUGCCAUCAUUGAUACAAAUGCAUAUGACAAGUUUGGUGGUGGAGACAAGCCCAUUGUGUAUAGUUAUGUUGACUGCUUUGGAUUAGAAACUCGUCUCUCACAGUGUGACAAGAGUGUUUUUCCUACAUUCAGUUGUUACUAUGGAUCCAUUGUUGGGCUGAAGUGCCUUGACAUUUGCAAUGAAGGCAAGAUUAGACUUGUUGGAGGUAAGAAUUCACUGGAAGGAACAGUCGAAAUAUGUAUAGAGAAAAGAUGGAAACUUAUUUCUGAAAGUGGAUGGGAUGAUACAGAUGCUUCAGUCGUCUGCAGGCAGUUGAAUCAUACUGGUGGUGAGGCUGUUUUGAAUUCACUGUUUGGUGAGCCAAAGAGAGCCAUUGUGUACAGCAAUGUCAACUGUCGUGGGACAGAGACAGAGCUAAGAAACUGUACACACAAUCGUCUCUACCCUGAGAGAGUAGACGGUGAUGUAGCUGGAGUCAGAUGCUCACCAGCACAUAUUUUUCCUGGAUAUAAAAUUUUGCGAAAUUGUUCCUUCUAAGCAUUCACAGAUAAA